This is a messenger RNA of Poecilia latipinna (sailfin molly), 1164 nucleotides long. RefSeq names its product transmembrane protein 238a (gene tmem238a). The coding region runs from base 261 to 599 and encodes 112 amino acids. NCBI's taxonomy places the organism in Eukaryota, Metazoa, Chordata, Actinopteri, Cyprinodontiformes, Poeciliidae. The record is from RefSeq and is a predicted model, not a curated record. The transcript has 3 exons.
AGUUUUUGGCGACAAUCCUUUGUAUUUUAGCUUAUGGUAAAGUUUGUGUAGCCUUUUCCAAAUUUGAAAGGCCAAAAUUCCGAGUUUAUCAGUGAACGCGGCAAACCCACCCGAGGAAACGUCUCACCUGAGGGAGGGGCCCAGGUAGCAGAGACAAUUGAAGCCAGUAAACACGGAAGUACAGAAACUGAAGAGAAAAGUUCAAACUAAACUCUGAGCGAGCCGUUUUCAUCGGCACGAGUCGAAAGAACAACCUCACCAUGGGUCUGUGUGAUGACCUGUCUCGCUGUAAGAUGGCGCUGAUGUUUGCUGUGGUGAUGGAUCUCCUGGGAGGAGUUUCUCUGAUGGUGGGAGUCUUUGCCACUUUGAAGUUAAAUGGAGAAGAAUAUGGAGAAAUCCUGGUUUAUAGCGGAGUCCUCUUCAUAGUUGCGUCUCUGGCUGGAUGGGUGCUGUGGUACAGCGGGAACAUCGAGGGCCUGCCCCCCAAGAAGGAGGUCGGACAUCACAACUCCACUGUGGACCGGCUCGCCCGCCGAGUCAGCCAGAAGUUCUUCUCCCAUCGGAGAAGCAAAUAUUAUUCAAAGUCCAGUCGUGUCUGACAGUAUUUUCAGAAAAAGUUACUGAAUCAAAACAAGUGUUACAGAUAUGUAUUCAUCAUUUCAGCAAAUGUACACCUUUACUUGCAAAGUAUUUACUCAAAUGUUUACUAUUAACCAGUGUUUGUAUUUUUUAGCUAUCAUUUUAUAAAGUGGUAUUUUAGUGUUAAUUGCUUUUUUUUUUUACAAAGUGCUGCCUAUAGAGGGGUAGUUUCAUUACAUCUUCCUGGUUUGUCCUGUAGAGGGAAACAUAUACUACAAAAAGCAGCAUUUGAUCAGGAUUAAAACCAGAGGCUCUUUGAUGCGAGGUGAGUCAGUAUGUGAUCCCUGAUCAAUAACUCACUUCUGUUGUGAAAAUGUAGGGAACUAUGAAGAAAUGGCUCUGGAACGUCAACUCUGUGUUGUUCUUCUGGUUCUUAAGAAAUUAUGGUCACCAAAACAAAAACAUAUUUCCAAUAGCAGUCAAAUUUAUAUCUUUAAUGAGUGUCUUCAUAUGUAAGUUUGAUACAUUUUUUUCAGCAACCAAAAUUAUUCCAGGAUUUGCAAAUAAAAGGUUGGUGGAAAUGUU